AUGUCUCUAUUUUUUUCCAAAUUUUUAUACGUAUUUAAAAUUCCCCAUCACACUCUAUUUCUGUCCUCUUCUUCUUUUCCUUCUUUUUCUUUCUCUUUCUCCCCCGUUUCUUCUUCUUCUUCUUCUUCUUCUUCUUCUUCUUCUUCUUCUUACGCUUCUUUUUCUAACUCUUUCCCUCCUCCUCCUCACUUCCUCCCCCUCUUCCUCUUCUUUUUCUUCUUCUUACGCUUCUUCUUGCUCUUUCUACCUCCUCCUCCUCCCCUUCUUCUUCUUCUUACGCUUCUUCUUCUUACUCUUUCCCUCCUCCUCCCCACUUCCUCCACCCUCUUCUUCUUCUUCUUCUUCUUCUUACACUUCUUCUUCUUGCUCUUUCUCCUUUCCUCCUGCUCCUCCUCUUCCUCUUCUUCUUCUUCUUAUUCUUCUUUCUCCCAUCCUCAACGUUCUUCUUCGUCCGCCUACUCCUCCUCAAAUUCUCCGUCGUUCUCCUCCUCGUCCUCUUCUCCUUCUUCUUCCCCUCCUCCUUCUUUUCCUCUUUUCCUAAUCUUCUUUUUCCUGACCAUCAUCAUCUUCUUCUUCUUCUUCACUCCUCCUCCAUUUCUUUUUCUUCCUACCCAUCUUCUCCUUAUCUUCUUCUUGCUAGCCUCCUCCUCUUCUUCCUCCUCUUCCUCCCUCUUCCUAUUCUUCUUCUUCUUCUUCUUCUACCUCCUUUUCUCUUCUUCCUCCUUCUCUUCUUCUUCUUCUUCUUCUUCCCUUACUCCCCUUCUUCUCCUCCUCUUCUCCUCCUCUUCUCCUUCUCUUUGUUUUCUUAUUUGCUAUACUAAUUUCUCUAUCUUUUUCCCCUUAUUUUUAAUUUCAUUUUCUUUAUACUUCUCACUCACAUUCUUUCGGUUCUCCUCUUUCAGUUUCGAAACACUGCAUUUUUUUUUUUAUCCUACAUUCCCGCCACUUUUGUUUGCGCCACAUGAAAUGGCGGGAAAUAAAGCUGAAGCAAAACGAACUCCAGCGUUUAAUUGUCUCUUCGGGCAAAACAACACCUUACGUCUAACAAACGAGAUUCGACUUCGCCAUUUCUUACAACGCAACGUGUUUACUAAUUAG
Acanthosepion pharaonis is the source of this 1098-nucleotide messenger RNA. Lineage: Eukaryota; Metazoa; Mollusca; Cephalopoda; Sepiida; Sepiidae. The record is from the annotation of a GenBank genome assembly.